This is a messenger RNA of Xenopus laevis (African clawed frog), 2995 nucleotides long. RefSeq names its product ADP ribosylation factor like GTPase 4A S homeolog (gene arl4a.S). Lineage: Eukaryota; Metazoa; Chordata; Amphibia; Anura; Pipidae. Bases 411 to 1013 code for a protein of 200 amino acids. Gene Ontology annotation, cellular component: plasma membrane; cytoplasm; nucleolus. Gene Ontology annotation, molecular function: GTP binding; GTPase activity. The transcript is spliced from 2 exons. The record is from RefSeq and is a predicted model, not a curated record.
UCCGGAGCGGAGUUGCGAGGAGGGCGUGGUUUGGAAAGCAGUCACUUGCCUGGUAAUGCGCUUGUGUUCACAGACAGUGCUUGGAGCUGGGUGAGGAGCAGAACAGAUGCUCGUGCCCUGCGGAGAACACUGCACCACGGCACAGACACGUACUGAAGGGCACCGAGCGGCUAGACUGGAGGUGUGUAAUAAUUACCGGGGGACACAGGAUAGUUAGGCCCUUGAUAAACACGGCGCUGUUCGCCGGGCGUGAGUCCGAUUUUAGCGCAUUGGAGGACACCUGCGUCCCUGUGAUUAACCGAGGCUGUUGAGGAGUAGAAGGUAUCUCAAUACACCAAUACCAACAGAGGAUUUUGUUGACGUUUGGAUUUACCUUCCAUGUGUUGUAGCUGACUAUACGACACACAAAAAUGGGAAAUGGACUUUCAGAACAGACUCCAAUUCUCUCAGGCUUAUCUCCGUUUCAGGCUCUUCACAUUGCCAUUUUGGGUUUGGACUGUGCUGGAAAGACCACAGUGUUAUACAGGUUACAAUUCAACGAAUUUGUCAAUACCGUUCCAACCAAAGGAUUUAAUGCUGAAAAAAUUAAAGUUUCCCUUGGUAACUCCAAAACAGUAACUUUCCACUUUUGGGAUGUUGGCGGACAAGAAAAACUCCGACCUCUUUGGAAAUCCUACACAAGGUGCACAGAUGGAAUUGUGUUUGUGGUGGACUCCGUGGACACGGAAAGAAUGGAGGAAGCCAAAACUGAACUACAUAAAAUUACCAAGAUUUCAGAAAACCAUGGAGUACCUGUUUUAAUUGUUGCUAACAAGCAGGACUUGAGGAACUCCCUGACUCUCUCGGAGAUUGAGAAGUUACUGGCACUCAAUGAAUUUGGUUCAUCCACUCCAUGGCAUCUCCAGGCAACGUGUGCCAUCAUUGGAGAUGGACUGAGGGAAGGAAUAGAAAAACUUUAUGAAAUGAUCAUUAAGCGACGGAAAAUGCUCCGGCAGCAGAAGAAAAAAAGAUGAACUUUACUUUUUGUAGGCAUUGCUUUCUAGUAGUUCUGCUGUCAGAUUUUGCCAUCCUCAGGCCUGUAUCCGAUGUGCGGGCAGCCUGCAGUGAUGCUGUUUAAGAUUCAUGUCGCCUUUAUUUUCAGCUGUGCAGGCUUCUCUUGGAAGUUCUGCCAUUCCAGCAGCACCGUGUCUCUCAAGUUUUCCUAAACACCAGGAAACCUAAUGUACGUCAGAGGCUGAAACGCAAUCUAGUCAUUGUGAGUGUAAACUGUGAAUGUGUGCAGGGUGUUGAAACAGCUGAGGGUGCCUUUGUCAAGAAGAAAUUACUUUUUAAGGCAAAGAAUAAAAAAAAAAUGCUGUGUGUUUAAAAUGGUGCAGUUUGGGAGGGAGCCACACAGAGGCUAUGAAUUCAACUGUAGUGAAUGAAGCCACAAAUAUUCACAUUUUCAUACUCCAUCACAACAUGCUAACCAUGGAAGGAACCAGCUUAAUUACGUUCAGCAUUUUUUUAAUAUGCUGUCACCUCACGGGGAGUGCUAGGCAUUUGUUUUCACUAUAUCCAAUUAAACUGGAUGUUCCUUAAGCUGCCUUCAGGCAAAAUUAUCUUUUUAUAUAUUCAACUGUUUCUUUUUCAGGGUUGAAUUUAGGUAAAUCUUGCUCUCUGGACUGCCACAUUUAAUAUAUCUCUAAUUCAAUUAAAAAGGUACCAAACACUAUUCCACACUUGACAAAAGGCAUGAUUUUGUUAAUAUUGCUCUUCCAGAUGUCCUUUCUCUCACCCACCCCUCCUCCUGUAUUUUAUUUCGAUUUAUUUUAAUGUUACACUUGAAUUUACAUGGUGGAGCACUGUUACCGGUAUUUUAUUUUUGGAGGAAACUUGUUCUGUUUGACUUAUUUCAGGGGGUAUUUUUUUCAUGAAUUUCAUAAAUUUAAUAGCAGUAUUUUUUUUGAAUGAAUGAAACCUUUCUGCUUCAUAGAAUUUAAUACUCUAAACUGAGGAUGAACUAGUUUGCUCUCCAAUGGGUGUAGGCCUAUGUUUUCUGAGAAACCGCUGCAGACAGGGUCAAUAGAUAACUCUUUAAUUAGUCUCUGGCAUACAGGCCUUUUGGGUCACAAGUUGUGGUCCCCUUAUAGUGGUAACCAGUACCUUUUCUGUCCUUGCCUUCCUUCUCUUGCAGUGGAAAGCACUUGGCCAUAUUGCUUAUGUGUAUCUCCUUAUCACUUGCAGAUAUGGAAGUCACCAUUCUUGUGAUAGUUGCUUCCAUGAGUCACGUGACCAAAGUACUGUCCAAGCAAGUCGUAUAAAUGGAGCAGCGAGGCAAUGUUUGCUUUGACAACUGCUAUAUUCCCGUCUUGUAUGAGCUCCUCAUUUUGUCAGCCUAGAUUUAUACAUUCCCUUUUUAGUGGCUUACUAUUCCAGGGAUUUUCAAUGGACACUCCUCAUGCACUGUUGAUCUACUUGCUGAAUGGUACCAUAGAUGAAACUCUGCUUCUAAUAUUGCCACCACACAUUUAGGCCUCCCUUCUUGUAUUGCUUUACUGAAGCAAACCUAAUUUUGCUCUGUAUUGCAAAAAAAAACAAGCACCCUUAGAUUCACCAUUGAACUUGACAAUGAAUUGUGGGAAAGUUUAAAAAAAAAAAAAAGCUGGAAACCUUUUUCCCAACUGCCUGUCCAUAUCCAAAGCCUCAUUCUCAAGCUACCUUCAACUCUCCCGCUGGUUUGUUUGCACAUCCAUUUUAUUAUCAUGUCUGCUGUCACGUUCAUUAUUUUUUAUCAAUGACAAACCGCACUUUACUGUUUUAUAAGAAUGAAUGGACCGCUGGGUAAGACACUGAUCAAUUUGGAUUUAUUUGAAUAGCUCCUAGCAGAGCAUCUUUGUGUAUUUCUAUGUCGCUGCAUUAGUGAUAUAAGUCACUGGUUCAGAAAUGUCUAUUUAUAGAAAUGUGGAUAUUGUCCUCUGAUUCAAUAAACACGUCUAAUAAUCUCCAGGAAAAA